GUACUGCGUGCACGCUUCCACGCAGCUGCGCCAUGUCAUAACAGCCUGCGACACUGACUCUCUCUUUCUCUCCCAUGUCCAACUCAAAAGAGAUUUGCACGUUUUUUCUAAAAAAUGCGUGCAAUAAAGGCGACCGAUGUUUGUAUCGUCAUGACCGUGCGUCGACGGGGACAACAGUUCCAUGUCCUUACUUCAAGUUGGGGACGUGCAAGUUUGGAGAUAGUUGUUUAAAUCGACAUGAGAGGGAGGGCUCCCUGAAAGAUUUGGACGCGUCCAAUACACGAGCUCCAUGCAAGUAUUUUACUCUUGGCAAGUGCAGGCAUGGAGACCACUGUCUUUACGAUCAUGGGAUCAAAGGACCAUCUUCGUCACUGUCUACAUCGUCUUUCAUUCCGGCAAUCUUGAAUACCACAUCUGCCAGCUCUGACACGUUUGUGGAACAUUCGAAUCCGCCGCAGCAACCGAUCACACCCUUAGUGCAGAAUCUCCCUGAGUCCCCCAAUGGUCCAAUGGCUGUAAUCCCGGAACUGAUACCUCUGCCGCCUUCGAGAGCAACUUCACCGGAACCUGCAUCUCCGUUUGGUGACCGACGUGAUGACGAUUCGCAGACAUCAGUGAGGACUUCAGGAGAGCAAUUGAAUGGCACAAACGACUCGGAGAUAAACCCCGGAUCCUCUUCCCCUCUGCCUCAUCUGACCUAUCAAGAAUCCUCACCAAUAUUGUCUAUCGAACCAUAUCCAACGUAUCAACAAGGACUAUACCCUGCAUACUCGGAUUACCGUCUUCCUGUCCAUUAUCCUCUGCCUAUAUCACCCACUAUAUUGUCCCCGAUGCCUCCCCUGCAACCUCAGUUUUUCCAACCAAUAAAAAAGGACGCCACCGUUCCCCUCUGCCAGCAGCAUUUUGAGAAAAAUGCCUGUCUUUACACCAACGAGACCUGCCAUUUUCGACAUAUUUUAUCAGCAAAUGAAUACAAAGCUCUAUCACAGACUCUGUCGUCAAUGGAUCCGCUCACCCCCAAUAUUAAUGGAUCUACGAAGAAAUGUCUAUUCUAUGAAGCGGGAAAGUGCAGAAACGGAGACGCAUGUCCUUACGUGCAUGAGGUCCACGGACAAGCUGUCGCUCCAAAAAUGGCCAUUCCCCUUUCUCUCAAUGAUAACGAGGACCUCAGGGACGAUACCCGCAACUCUGCAACCACCAGUGAGCCGUUCAGAACAACCGGUUUCAAGAGGAAGGUCUGCCACUACUACCAACAAGCGAAGUGCAGGAAUGGUGACCGCUGCAAGUACACCCAUGAGAAAGAACCCCUUUCGGACGAGAACCCGGGUGCCUCGGAUAACUACGGCUGGGGAGGCAGCGGUGAUGAUCGGGCUGAUGCGGGUCAACCAGCUGCGGAAGAUAAUGGUUGGACUAUUACGGACUGUGAUUGGACGAGUGACCUUCCCCCUGAGGUGCCACAGAUAUCAGUUUGGGACACACAGCCGUCGGAUGAAGGUGCUGAUGCUGAUAAUCAGGCUCGUGCUCUUGAAGCACCCAUCUCCGGAAGGAUUUCAGCUUUAAAUGUGGAGUCUGAGAGCAAUGAAGGUGAUAAUCAAACCCCGGCUCCCACGCAAGGUCAAUCGGAUGAUGCAGCUACCUGGGACCAGGAUUGGGGUAACCAGAACCCAUCGCAACUUCAGCGCGAGGAAGUUGACAACCGUAAGGAACUACCGUGCAAGUACUUCGGUCAAGGACAUUGUAAUUGGGGUGACGAGUGUCCCUUCCAGCAUAUAAGGCAAGAGGAAUACGAACAUAUGCAGGUUCCGGAGGAGCAUUCAGAAAAAGACCCGGAGAUUGAGGACAUUGAGUCGAUAGAAACGCCUCCAGACACUCGACCUAGUCACCCAAUACCGUCAGCGGAACAAAGUUUUUUCCACUGUCGUGUCCGGUUCGGUCCAGGUGGUGUUCCAGAGGAAGUUACGACACCCUUUGAGAGCCACACAGUUGUUAUCUCUCACCUUCCUCUCGCGAUUACAUCACAACAAAUCGAGGAACUAGACCGACUGGUAUCCAGUUUUGGGACCAUCGAUGACCAAACGACAGAGACCAUUGACGAUGCGGUGCAGGUGAGGAUAGACUACUCUUCCAUCCCAGACGCUGCGGUGGCUGCUCGUUCUUUGAACAACUAUCAAUUCCACUCUUCUAUCCUGACUGCGCGUGUUGAUUCACCCUCCCCUAUUGUAUACAACAUCCAACCGGCAAAGGAUAGUUGUUGGGUGAAGAUAGCUUAUCCCACGCCUUACCGCCGAGCUUGGUGUUUUUAUCGCACAAUAACCCAGGCGAAGCAGGAAGUUAAUCGGUUGGAUGGCAGGACUUUGAGAGGGCGCAAGGUCAAAGCAUCCUUUCAAUCCCGACUUGCCAGCCGCCGCAACCAUAAUGCUUUCGCCAUCUGUUUGGAUAAUCUUCCCCUGCGUACGGAAAAGGACGAUCUCAAGGGAUUUUGUGAUGGUCCUAUGCUGGUCGAAAUAACCAGUCCGAAUUAUAACGAGUCUCCCUUGGAGGAUAUCCGCCGUUUGCUGGAUAGUUUUGGGGACAUUCAGCUGUUCGAACUUGUUCCAUCAUCACCCUCCAAAAGCAAGCAAUUAGCGUUUGCACGAUUUCACGAUGCGAAUGCAGCCGUCCUCGCAGUCCAGAAAUUGAACGGCACCGAGCACGAGUUCAUUGGCGGGAGUGUUUUGACCGUACAGCUCACGUAUUAUUCCUGCUUUGAGGUUCCUUCCCAACAAUUGGCUAUUAUUGAAAGGGAAAUAGAACGCAUACGGGACUCCCGUUUCGAGGAGUGCAAAAUUCAGUGGGAUGCAGAAGGGGACACGACUCAUGUUCGGGUCUUCAGCCCCAAAGCUCAAGCGCUGGCACGAACAAUGAAAGAGAUCCGAGUUCUCCUCUAUGGUGAAGCCAUGCUCGUGCCUGAGGACUCACAGCCUUUCUGGGUCGAAUACUUCGAUACUGUGAGCUGCCAGAAGGCGCUCAGAAACGUGAAUCGCGAUGCUUCAUUCUUAAUACAGCUUGAUUUUCGGAAUCGACAUGUCCUUCUCUUUGGUAGUGAAGAGGCCCGCUCGAGCGCCAAGGCGAAGUUAUUAGGACUAGUAAAGAAGGUUGACAAAAUGCGUUACUCCCUUAAUCUUCGUGGACCUGGAAUUAGGACUUUGUUGGAUGGAGGAUUGGAGAUUUUGGAGAAGUCGGGAAUCAACUCGAACAAGAUGGUCCUUGACGUCACCUCUCGCAUGUUCUCGCUUUGGGGCGGUAUCGAUGAGUUCCAGAAAGUGGUUCAGGUGGUCGGUCAGUGCGAAUCUGAUCCUCCGACAACUAAAAUGUCGGCAUCUUGUCCUAUAUGCCGUCUUCCACCUUUCAAACCUAUAGAACUAUCUUGUUGCCAUGUCUAUUGCGAUAGGUGCAUCUCGUACUACAUACAAUCGCGAACUAUUCCUCCUUUCGAAAAGCUUGUCUGCCUGGCAUCGGCACAGGAUGACGAUGAAUUACCCCCAUAUCCAUGCACCAACGAAAUACCUCUCUCCGUGAUCGGGAAUCUCCUAUCACCAGAGGAAACAUUGGAUCUAUUAGAAACAUCAUUCUUGGCGCAUGUUCAGAAAAACCCUCCAGCCAAAUUCAGAAUGUGCCCGACGAUUGAUUGUCGAUUGGUAUACCGCAUUACUGAAGAGGACACAGUCAUUCGAUGCCCUGAAUGUAAAUUGUUCAUCUGCUCAUCCUGUAACGUGGUAUCGCACGAUGGAUUGACAUGCUCAGAGUACCGGCAGAUAGAUGUAUCACACACAUGAGUGGUGUUUGAGAAUUACUUAUGCAAAGGAGGAACAUAUCCAUUCAGUUUUUCUUGGCUUCAGCAUGUAUA
Molecule: messenger RNA, 3886 nt
Organism: Marasmius oreades (fairy-ring Marasmius)
Lineage: Eukaryota; Fungi; Basidiomycota; Agaricomycetes; Agaricales; Marasmiaceae
Exons: 6
Coding region: 75-3815 (1246 amino acids)
Biological process (GO): protein polyubiquitination
Molecular function (GO): ubiquitin protein ligase activity; RNA binding; zinc ion binding
Source: RefSeq, a predicted model, not a curated record